This is a messenger RNA of Antechinus flavipes (yellow-footed antechinus), 4006 nucleotides long. It is a transcript of the gene MYLK2, whose product is annotated as myosin light chain kinase 2. Gene Ontology annotation, molecular function: protein serine/threonine kinase activity; ATP binding. NCBI's taxonomy places the organism in Eukaryota, Metazoa, Chordata, Mammalia, Dasyuromorphia, Dasyuridae. Gene Ontology annotation, cellular component: nucleus; cytoplasm. The transcript has 13 exons. Bases 188 to 2065 code for a protein of 625 amino acids. Gene Ontology annotation, biological process: positive regulation of apoptotic process; protein phosphorylation; intracellular signal transduction. The record is from RefSeq and is a predicted model, not a curated record.
GUCCUGCACCUCCUCCUCCUCCUCCUCUUCUACCUCCUCCUCCUCUGCUGCCUCCCCAGCUCUGUUGCACUCGUUAUAGGGCAGCACCCGCUCCGGCAGCCGCACGUCUCUGCCCUGGUCCUGGCCUGGCCACCAGGCAACAGUCGGACAGACUAGAGGCAGACAAGCAGAAGGACCAGCCUCUCUCAUGGCAACUACAGGCAAAGGAGCAGCAGAGCCCGGACCCCCAAGCCCAGAAGCGGGUACAGAUAAUGCCCCCAAAGGCAGGGCUGAUGAGGCUUCUCUUGUCCAGGAGAAAGGAGCCGUGCCUCCAGGUCAGCCCCUGCCUGGCAGUCCAGGCCCCCCCAAGGAGAGAGCUACUGCUGCUGGUGGGGUGGCCCACCCGGAUGGAGGGCUAGGGGAGGCGUCCCUGGCAACCGAGGGAAGUGCCGGACCAACGGCUGCCCUGCCCCAGGAGUCCCCGCUGGUGGAAUCAUCAGGGAAGAAACCAGAGGCUGGCACCAAAGGGUCUGAGACCGGGCAGGACAACAAGGGUGGCCAAGGGGCAGGAGAACAGACCAAAGGAGAGAAGAAGCCAGCAGGCAAAGCAGACCCUCAGCGGGCACCCCCGCCUUUCUUGCACAGCCCUAGCUGCCCUGCCACUCUCCAGAGCUCUGAGAAAACGAUGGAGAAGAGCCUGGAGGAAGUAGCGAAAGCUCUCAUUGGAAAGCAGGGUUCUCAGGUCUCAGAAGCCAUCCCUGGACAAGCCAGCUCCAUCCCAGGAGCUUCCAGCAAGCUUGCAGAGGGAGGGAAGAAGGUGGCGGAGCCUCAGGCAGGGGGCCAGAAGGAGAAGCCUUUGGAGAAGGCUCAGGGCCCGGAAGGAGAGAGAUCCCAGGCCCAGCCCAGCCCAGCUAGUCCUCCCCAGGCCCAGCAGGGCAGCAGCCCGGCUAAAGGAGAAGGGGACAACCCAGAAGGGAUCGUGUUCCAGGCUGUUCCCUUGGAAAAAGAGGCGACAGAGAAGGCAGCCUGCCCCAGUGCCAACCAAGAGGACAACUUUGAGAUUCUGGAUGACUGCCCCCCUCCUCCUGCUCCUUUCCCCCACCGCAUUGUGGAGCUAAGGACCACAAAUGUGAGCAGUGAAUUCACCAUCAAUUCCCAGCACCAACUGGGAGGGGGGAAAUUUGGAGAAGUUUGCACAUGUACAGAGAAAGCCACAGGCCUCAAAUUGGCUGCAAAGAUCAUCAAGAAGCAAAGCCCAAAAGACAAGGAGAUGGCACUGUUGGAAAUCGAGGUGAUGAACCAGCUAAACCACCAUAAUCUUAUCCAGCUCUAUGCUGCCAUCGAGACCUCACAUGAGAUCAUCCUCUUCAUGGAGUUUGUGGAGGGCGGAGAGCUGUUCGAGAGGAUUGUGGAUGAGGACUACCAGCUGACAGAGGUGGAUACCAUGGUGUUCGUCAGGCAAAUCUGUGAGGGGAUCCUCUUUAUGCACAAGAUGAGAGUCCUUCACUUAGACCUCAAGCCUGAGAACAUAUUGUGUGUCAGCACCACGGGACACAUGGUGAAGAUCAUCGACUUUGGCCUGGCACGGAGGUACAAUCCCAAUGAGAAGCUCAAAGUCAACUUCGGGACCCCUGAGUUCCUGUCUCCAGAGGUGGUGAAUUACGACCAAAUAUCCGACAAAACGGACAUGUGGAGUAUGGGCGUGAUCACCUACAUGCUGCUGAGUGGCCUCUCCCCAUUCCUGGGAGAUGAUGACACUGAGACCCUCAACAAUGUCCUGGCUGCCAAUUGGUAUUUUGAUGAAGAGACCUUCGAGACCAUCUCAGAGGAGGCAAAAGACUUUGUAUCCAAGCUCAUUAUCAAGACCCCCGGGGAACGGAUGAGUGCGGCUCAGUGUCUGGCACACCCCUGGCUCAACAACCUGGCGGAGAAAGCCAAGCGCUGUAACCGCCGCCUCAAGUCUCAGAUCCUGCUCAAGAAAUAUGUGAUGAAGCGACGCUGGAAGAAAAAUUUCAUCGCCGUGAGUGCUGCCAACCGUUUCAAGAAGAUCACCAGCUCAGGAGCCCUGAUGGCUCUGGGGGUCUGAGGCCGGGGGGCUGUGUGGAGGCUGCAUCAGAACAACCCGGAGAGCCUCAGGGGGCCGAGGGCCCUGCAUCUGGAAGGGCCUGAGGGCAAUGGGCCAGGCCCCCAAGGAAAGGACAGUCGGGAGGACAGCGACUAGAGCUUGCGCUUGGUGGACUUGCCUCAUAACCCAGGCCGACCCGUUCUCCGGCUCAGGGUGGGGGCUCCCCUGCCAAAAGGUGACCAGAUCCAUAUCCCUCCUGUCCCCCAAGGAUCUUCCUCUCCCAGCCCCCAACACACAACCAACCCUCUGGGUCCUGUCCUGCUUCCCUCACCGGUUGCCACCUCAUACAUAGGCUUCAUAGGAUUUCAAGCAAGAAGGGACCAUAGAGAUCAUUCGUCAUCCGUACAGAUGGGGAAACUGAGGGAGGCCAGAGGGGGAAGUGACUGCCUGGGGCCUGACAGCGGCCAGACAGCAGAGCCUGGCCUGGAACCCAAGUCUCCUGACUCCAAAUUCUGUGUCCUCGUUCCUCCUCUUGGGUCCUGCUCCCUGAGCACUGGAAGGGCUUUUGUGGGAGGGUCCCUCUCAUUCUGCUGGGGAUAUGGAGCCCAGGGUUCAGAAGGGACAGGAUUGAUUAAAACCCCAUCCAGUUUUCACUCCAGAAACCGUGCUGACAUCUGGGCCUUAUAUCCCAUGUCAUCUCCAAGUAGCCUCCCUUCCCCAGUUGCUUUUCCCACCCUUUAGCCUCUAGAGGAGUUAACAGCUCUGGGGCUAGGAGGUGGGUAUGGCUCAUGGUCAGACUUAGGGGCCCUUGGAAGCAGAAGGAUACAUUAUAGCAUAAUGAAAAAAGAGCUGGAUUUGGGGUCAUGAGACCUGGAUUUGAAUUCUGGUUCUGCUACCGAUGACUUGUGGUACCUUCAGAAGUCACUACUUCUGGACCUCAGUUUCUUCCUCUGUAAGUGAGGAUUUUACUAAGUGUUCUCUAAGUUCCCUUUCAACUCUAAAUCCUAUGAUCCUGGGAGCCCAAAUGCUCCCAGUUCUCCUUAACAUGAAGGGUACCCAGACUCUAAGCCACUGGUGCGGGGUGAGCUCUACAGCUGGGAUGGGGGAAAUCCAGGGAAAAAAGUUCCUAUUAUGCCAGAAGGCUCAUUGCACAAAAGAGAAGGAAGGAAGGAAGGAAGCAAGCCCCUGACCCAGAUCCCAGAAGGAGUCCCUAGCCAGGGGGGGCGAGGGUGGGAGCAGACAGACAAGGGCUUUGUGUUUUCUGCCCACCCCCCGGCCUUCCCAAGCCACCAACAGAGGCAGAGAGAGAUGGAACCUGCCUCCUCCCCACAAAGGAUUCCCCCACAUUGCGAGCGUCCAGAGAGGCUGCAGUGCUAAUGCAGACCAGCUGGGCCCCUCGCCGGCCUUCUCACCCCAAUGAAAGCACCAUUUCACAGUGACCACCAACAGGCAGGAACUUCUGUGUGUGAGCGAGCCAGAACUCAGUCGGAGGGCAGCCCUGCCCUUCCCUGUGUCCCUUCUCCCUCUCUCCUUCCUCCCCCCAUACACACAUCCCACCUCGGGUCAGCGAGAACCUGGGAAAACAGAGGUGGGGGCAGGGGCUCUCCUGCAGUCUCCUAACAGAGUUAGCCAGCUCUCGUUGGUUGCUCUGCGAAAGCCUUUGCCAUCUCUCCCUCCUGUGUAAUCCCAGAUGGCACCGUGACACGAGCAGGCUCUCUAGGUGACAUCUUUGCCACCCAGAAGUGUCCAGGACAGCCUCCCUGCGCGUCCCAACCUCCCACCUAGGCUUGGUCUGGGAGUGAUGUAUCACUGCUGGACCACUGUAGUGAAGUCACAUGGAAUGGUUAUGAGAUUACAACAGCCUGGGUGAUGAGGGCUGGGAUGAUGGGUCACCUCCUCAGAACCAAGAGGAGAUUUCAGAGUUCUGGCUUUCAUGUAAAUAAAUGUACAGGUUGAACAGCA